GUUGCUGUGAGGCCAAUGAAUGCCGCUGAGGGCAGAGCUGCAGUGACGUAAGAGUUGUUGCUCCAACCUGCUCGUCCCUCACAUUUCUGCUCAGACAAGUACGCCCUCUGACUGCAAAGCUUGACUUGUCCGGAGUCCCGCGUGUCACUUUCACCCAGGUCAACAUGUGUCCCAUGAGCGCCGUCAUUGGCUGCUUCACUGUGAUGGGGGCUCUCCUGCUGCUCCCCUCCAACUGGAUCAGCACUGUCUUGGCGCUGCUGUUCCACAGAACAGGCAGAGGCCUGUUCUGUGGAGGCUCCUGGAAGUUCAUCUUGGUGGCUCUGUGCACCUGCAAACGGGACUUUUUAUGUCUGCUCGUUUUAUUGCGAGUGAGGUUGGCCAUGUACCAAAACGCAAGGAGGACUAUACCCGCCUUGUUUGCAAAGAUGGCAGCACGGCACCCGGACAAGCCUGCCCUCAUCUACGAGCCCACAGGAGAGGUGUGGACUUUCAGGCAGCUGCAGGAGCAGUGUCAUGCUGUGGCCCACUGGGCACUGGCACAAGGGUGGGCAGAGGGGGACGUGGUGGCCUUGUACAUGGGAAGCUGUCCUUCCUUGGUGUCCCUGUGGUUGGGUCUGGCAAUGGUGGGAGUGGAGGCCGCGCUCGUCAACUACAACCUGCGACUGAAUUCCCUGCAGCACUGCGUUAAUGUGUCUGGGGCCCGCGCACUGGUGUUUGGGAGCGAGCUGCGGCAAGCCGUGUUUGAGAUUAGAGGGUCAUUGCACUCCAACAUGGUUUUGUUCUGCAGCGGCGAACAAUCCGAAAAGGAGACCCUAGCCGAUUUCAAAGUUGAGAGUCUGGAUGAACUGCUGGCAUGUGCCCCCAGGCGCCCGCCCAGCUGCACGCUCAAAAAGACAUUCAAUGACAGACUGUUCUACAUUUACACAUCUGGUACAACAGGAAUGCCAAAGGCAGCCGUGGUGGUGCACAGUCGAUAUUUCCGUAUUGCUGCCUUUGGUUUCCAUGCUUUUGGUCUACGAGGUGAUGACAUCAUCUAUGACUGCCUUCCUCUAUAUCACUCCGCAGGCACGAUCAUGGGUGUAGGUCAGUGUUUGCUGUUUGGUGCAACCGUCGUCAUCAGAAGUAAGUUCUCAGCCAGCAGGUUCUGGGAUGACUGUGUCAAACACAAUUGCACUGUCGGGUUGCGGGGGCAGCAGCCUAAACAGAGAAGCCCAGACUUCCCUCUCCCCAGCCACUUCUUCCAGCUCUUCUCGGGGGAUCCUGAGGCGUUCCCACAAAACUCCUAAACUACACUUAAAAAUGAGCUAAUAUUGCCUGAAAUAAUGCAUUCUUGUGAGUUUUCCGGGCUUCACGGUGGCAGAGGGGUUAGUGCAUCUGCCUCACAAUACGAAGGUCCUGCAGUCUUGGGUUCAAUCCCGGGCUCGGGAUCUUUCUGUGUGGAGUUUGCAUGUCCUCCCCGUGACUGCGUGGGUUCCCUCCGGGUACUCCGGCUUCCUCCCACUUCCAAAGACAUGCACCUGGGGAUAAGUUGAUUGGCAACACUAAAUUGGCCCUAGUGUGUGGAUGUGA
Nerophis lumbriciformis (worm pipefish) is the source of this 1569-nucleotide messenger RNA. The record is from RefSeq and is a predicted model, not a curated record. Lineage: Eukaryota; Metazoa; Chordata; Actinopteri; Syngnathiformes; Syngnathidae.